This is a messenger RNA of Olea europaea var. sylvestris, 4925 nucleotides long. Its product is annotated as PH-interacting protein-like. Gene Ontology annotation, molecular function: protein binding. Gene Ontology annotation, cellular component: nucleus. The record is from RefSeq and is a predicted model, not a curated record. The transcript is spliced from 25 exons. Lineage: Eukaryota; Viridiplantae; Streptophyta; Magnoliopsida; Lamiales; Oleaceae. The coding region runs from base 143 to 4528 and encodes 1461 amino acids. Gene Ontology annotation, biological process: regulation of transcription by RNA polymerase II; cytoskeleton organization; regulation of cell shape.
UCCUCACUGACCCAUUUUCUCCUUCUAACAGUGUUACGAAGGAAAAAUCCAACAAAGAAAAAUUUGAUUCCAAAUGCUCAUAAAAAAAAAUUGUCCCGACUUUUCUAUUCACUACCGAUUCUUGGAAGGUUGCACAUAACUCAUGGAUCAUAGAAAGUGCACAUCUUUUGUCGACGCACCUUCUGUGAGUAUGGGUACUGUAAAUUUUCUGAAUAAGGUAUGUGGAAAGGCGCAAGUUGAAGAUCAAGAAGAUCCUGUGAAUCACGCCACAGCAGCGGAUGUGGAUGUUGACCUUAGAGAAGUUUAUUUUCUAAUUAUGCAUUUUCUAUCAGCUGGGCCAUGCCAAAAAGCAUUUGGGAAACUCUGGGAUGAACUUCUGGAACAUGAGCUUCUACCUAGGAGAUAUCAUGCUUGGUAUUCGAGAAGUGGUUUUCUAAGCGGGGAUGGAAAUGAUGAUGGAAACUCGUUUCCUCUAAAUUAUGAUAACUUAGUUGGAAGGUAUGCUCACAUUGAAAAAGAUCACUUGGUGAAGCUGCUCAAACAACUGAUGCUGAUCACAUCUCCUCCACUGCGGGACAGGAUUGGAAGAACUACCCCAAGUGCUGCUGAUGUUCCUACAUUACUAGGAACUGGGUCCUUUUCGCUGUUUCCAUGUCAUAAUAAAGUAAACAGGCAACAGACGUAUUUGCCAUCUUACCUCCGCUGGCCUCAUAUGCAGGCUGAUCAGGUUAGAGGGUUAAGUUUGAGGGAAAUUGGAGGUGGCUUUUCAAAACACCAUCGGGCUCCAUCUAUUCGCAAUGCAUGUUAUGCCAUCGCUAAGGCAUCGACUAUGGUGCAAAAGAUGCAAAAUGUGAAGAAACUUAGAGGGCAUAGAGAUGCUGUCUAUUGUGCAAUACUUGAUCACUGUGGUCGAUACGUGAUUACUGGAUCGGAUGAUCGUUUGGUUAAGAUUUGGUCAAUGGAAACUGCAUUUUGCCUUGCCAGCUGCCGGGGACAUGAAGGUGAUAUUACUGAUUUGUCGGUUAGCUCGAAUAACGCUGUAGUGGCAUCUGCAUCAAAUGACUACAGCAUUCGUGUUUGGCGUUUGCCCGAUGGAUAUCCUAUUUCUGUUCUUCGGGGACAUACAGGAGGUGUGACUGCCAUUGCAUUCAGUCCGCGACCUUGCUCUGUCUAUCAGCUCUUAUCGUCAUCUGAUGAUGGAACCUGUCGAAUCUGGGAUGCGAGAUACUCCCAGUGCAGUCUGCGUGUUUACCUGCCAAAGCCAAUCGAUUCUACUGCUGGAAGGAGCAGUGGUCUGCAAUCAGCUAGUGCAUCGUCAAGUAAUGGCCUGCAGUGCCAUCAAAUAUUAUGUUGUGCGUUCAAUGCUAAUGGGACUGUCUUUGUCACUGGCAGUUCUGAUACUUUUGCAAGGGUUUGGAGUGCUUGUAAAUCCAAUUCAGAUGAUCCAGAACAACCAAGUCAUGAGAUUGAUAUACUAGCGGGCCAUGAGAAUGAUGUCAAUUAUGUACAGUUCAGUGGCUGUGCUGUGGCUUCACGGUCUUUGCCAUCUGAUUCCCUUACGGAGGAAAGCAUUCCAAAAUUUAAAAAUUCCUGGUUUAGUCAUGACAACAUUGUCACUUGUUCACGUGAUGGCAGUGCUAUUAUUUGGAUUCCUAGAUCCCGCAGAUCCCAUGGAAAAGUUGGACGUUGGAUUCGGGCAUAUCACCUUAAAGUUCCUCCCCCGCCUAUGCCUCCUCAACCUCCUCGAGGAGGUCCACGUCAAAGAUUUCUUCCAACUCCUCGUGGUGUUAAUAUGAUUGUGUGGAGCCUAGAUAAUCGUUUUGUGCUUGCUGCUAUCAUGGAUAACAGAAUAUGUGUCUGGAAUGCUAGUGAUGGUAGCUUGGUGCACUCUUUGACUGGUCAUACUGCAUCUACCUAUGUGUUGGAUGUACACCCUUUUAACCCAAGAAUUGCUAUGAGCGCUGGCUAUGAUGGGAAAACGAUAUUGUGGGAUAUAUGGGAAGGCAAUCCAAUUCGAGUUUAUGAGAUUAGUGAACGCUUUAAGUUGGUUGAUGGAAAGUUUUCACAGGACGGGACAUCAAUUGUGCUUUCAGAUAAUGUUGGACAAAUAUAUCUUCUAAACACUGGUCAAGGUGAGUCCCAGAAGGAUGCUAAAUAUGAUCAGUUCUUCCUCGGGGAUUAUAGGCCACUUUUGCAGGAUAUUCAUGGAAAUGUUUUUGAUCAGGAGACGCAACUUGCUCCGUAUCGAAGGAAUAUUCAAGAUCCUCUAUGUGAUUCAAGCAUGCUUCCGUAUCCAGAACCUUACCAGAGUAUGUAUCAACGACGUCGGCUUGGUGCUUUGGGUAUAGAGUGGCGUCCUUCAUCCAUAAAAUUUGCUGUCGGCACUGAUAUUGGGAUUGGACAAGAGUUCCAUAUAUUACCUUUGGCAGAUCUGGACGCAGCAAUUGAGCCACUGCCUGAGUUUGUUGAUGCUAUGUACUGGGAACCAGAAAUUGAUGUUAUGAAUGAAGACAAUGAUUCAGAAUAUAAUGUUACUGAAGGAUAUUCCAGUGAUGAGCAAGACUGUCGGAGUGAUAGCUUGUCCAGUGAUCCAGAGUGUAGUGAAGACAAGGUCGGAUGGAGUCGAAAGAAUAGUCGGUCGCGAUCAAAACAAAAGAAACCUGUGAUAGAAGUUGACUCGAUGAUGUCGUCUGGGAGACGUAUUAAGAAGAGAACUUCAGACGAACAAGAUGGAAUUCUAUCCAGAAGUAGAAGAUAUAGAAAACUUAAAUAUGGAAAGAGAACUACUUCUAGUAGGAAAUCUCCCAAAUCAAAGUCAUUGAGACCUCAGCGAGUUGCCGCACGUAAUGCAGUCAAUAAUUUUUCCCAGAUCACGGAAAGUUCUACAGAUGCAGAGGACGAAGAUGAUUCAACAGGUAACUCAUUAGAUAGUGAGUCAUCAUAUGAAGGUUCAGCCAUUCAGAGACAAGUACUUAUUGACAACUUGCACAAGAAACAAAGUAAAUAUUCAGAUAGUGAAAAUAUAUCAGAAAGGCCUGAAGAUGUAGUUAAGCCUCUCAAGCAACCUGACUCUCGGGUUAGUGUUGGAAACAAGAAGAAAUUGGUGCUGAAAUUUUCACUUCGUGAUCCUAAAAGCCCUGUAUAUCCGGAGAAUGUUAGGAAACAACUUAAUGAUCAGGAAGAUCUAGCACCUUCAACUUCCCGACAUCAUGGAGAAAACCCUGAAGGAAACAAGAUUUACCUAAGAUCGGACGAUGUUGGUUCAUCUUCCAGAAAUAUAGAUGAUAAGGAACUAUCAGAAAAAUUCAAUAGAAGUCAAGUUAGAGAAACUGAAAAAUUUACGAAUGCUGACAACAAUUUGAAGACAUCCACUGGAUGUGACAAUUCCAGUGUAAGUUGGGGAAAAUUCAAAUUACGCACGUCAAAGGGAAUGCAGUUAGGAGAUCUUGUGUCUACAAAUGCUAAUGGAGAAAUAGUUAAUGGAUGCUUAUCAACUCAAGAGACAGUCAAGUCUUCAUUAUCUAACGUGUUGCCUCUUCAUGAUCAUCAAGGAACAGGCAGUGAUCCUAGAGUGUUUGACAGUCAAAAUCAGAUCAAAGGAGGAAAGGACACUAGUUCUCAUCUUUGCAGAUCUAAUAAUUUGAUUGUAAAUGUAAACCACUCUUCUGAGCUACAAAAGAAUCCUAAACAGAAAUCUACUAUACUAAAAAUCAAAUCGAAAAACAUUCUGGGAGACACUAAAGAUUCUUUCCAACCGAGAAUCAUCGCAAGAGGAAAUUCUUCCCCGGGUGCAAAAGUCGAAUUAACAUCUGAAGGUCCCUCCUUGGGAAUGUCAAUGGCAGGCAACAGGAUGAAAGGACCAAUGCAACAAUCACAUUUGAAUGGUAAUAUAUUUUGUGAACUUUCAGAUGUUAGCCUCCAUAAUCGAGAGGUAGAUGCAGAUUUACCUGAUGUAGCAACUGAUGCAGUGUGUAGAUCUAGGUCAACUAAUCUUGUGAACCAUAACUUUGAGAUGUGUGAGAACCAUCUACUACCUGGCACAUCAAGACGUGGAGAAAAUCCCUCUGUGAAGGAUCUUGAAUAUUUCCCUUCGCAGGAAUGGGGGUCAAUGUCAAAAUGCACAGUCCGAUUAAGGUCUUCCCGGAACAAAAGUGAAUAUUACCACGAUGAAGACAGAAGUACUUCAGCUGGAAGAAACUCUCACACCGUGUCAAGAAAAUCAAAUUGGCUGCUAUUAGCAGAGCAGGAGGAGGGAUAUCGCUACANAAGAACUGAUCGAUAUGGGAUUUUAAAAUUGAAUGAAGUUGCGCGAAAGUCGGAUUUUGUCAACAGGUUUCCGGUUCCAUUAUCACCUGAUAUAAUCAAGUUAAGAUUAGAACAUGGAUACUAUAGGAGCUUGGAGGCACUAAGGCAUGAUAUCAUGGUGAUGCUGUCGAAUGCUGAAUUGUACUUUCAGAGAUAUACAGAGUUUUCGAGAAAGAUGAAGCGUCUUAAAAGUUGGUUUGAUGAAAAAUUUUCAGAACUGUGAUUGGUGUCUGUUGUUUUCAGAUUUGUGGGAGAUUUACAGGGAGGAUAUCGAGAUUUUCUUAAGAGAGGAGGUAAUCUGUGUCAUGAGCUGAACUUGAAGUGGCACCACUGGGCAAUGAGUGUAGAAGAGCCUUGCCUUCAGCAUUGUACAAGUGCUCAAUGCUCAUUUGGACCAUGGCCACACGACUAUCAUACAAGGCGAGAGUUGGAAGUAAGCUACCAGCAUAUGUCGACGAGCACUGAGCUUGGUUAGUAGUGUCGGCUCAUUCUAUCUUGCUCGCCUGCCAACCCAUGAAUUCUUUAGAGCAGGAAAAAAAUAAAUAGAAUUUGUGGAAUGAUGUUUCUGUGAGAUUAAAUUUCAAGUUUAAAUGCCUAAAAUAUAAAAUUACGAACGUGUA